AUGUCAAGUGUGUGGGCCAAAGUCGAGCCAUUGAACGACUCGUUGUCUACGAUCAUUGGCCAACUCAUCUUUGCCGCGAUCCUCCUGUCCGUGGCCAAGUGGGGUCUGCACUGGAACUGGCGGUGGGCCAUCGGUCUUUCGUCCGUCGGUGUGAUGUUGGUGGACGGGUUUGUCAUCUUUGUGACGAUCUGGGACAUCAUUCGCAAACAAUGGUUUUACACCGGCGUGGCGCUGGCGGACAACGUGCCCGGCGGCGUGCGCUUCAUCGUGGCAACGUACUGCGCCGUGGAGAUCGCCGAUGUCGGCAACGAAGGCGCCACGUACGGCUUGGUCACGACCGUGUCCAACUUGGCGUCUCAGUUUGCGUCUGUGAUCUACAAGUUCAUCGACACGUACUUUAUGCUGUCCCAAAACGACCUCAAGUCUGACACGACCGAAGUGCGGUGGGACGUCACGUACUCGUACUUUAUCUCAUACGGGAGCAAGUUGUUUGCGCUCACGUGGCUGUGGAUGCUGCCUCCCCAGCGCCCCCAGAUGCAAGAGCUCAAGAAGAAGGGCGGCAAGAAUCCGUUGGCCGGCAUCAUUUUGAUCACCGUCUUCACCAUGUGCCUGUGUUUCUCGGUCACGACCAGCAUCAUGUCCAUCUUCCCAUCAACCAAGUGCUACCGUAUCGCAGGGGGCAACGGCAAGUUGGACCCCAAGACUGGCGGAUGCCCUGCUGCCAAGAGCAAGAAAGCUUAA
Aphanomyces astaci is the source of this 741-nucleotide messenger RNA. RefSeq lists its product as hypothetical. NCBI's taxonomy places the organism in Eukaryota, Oomycota, Saprolegniomycetes, Saprolegniales, Verrucalvaceae. The coding region runs from base 1 to 741 and encodes 246 amino acids. The record is from RefSeq and is a predicted model, not a curated record. The transcript has a single exon.